Hemisphaericaspora subhashii is the source of this 1404-nucleotide messenger RNA. It is a transcript of the gene CAC2, whose product is annotated as Cac2p. Gene Ontology annotation, biological process: nucleosome assembly; DNA replication-dependent chromatin assembly. Gene Ontology annotation, cellular component: CAF-1 complex; nucleus. The transcript has a single exon. The record is from RefSeq and is a predicted model, not a curated record. Gene Ontology annotation, molecular function: protein binding. The coding region runs from base 1 to 1404 and encodes 467 amino acids. Lineage: Eukaryota; Fungi; Ascomycota; Pichiomycetes; Serinales; Debaryomycetaceae.
AUGGAGGCAUCUACAAUCACAGUUCAUUGGCAUAAUGAAAGUCAGCCGAUAUAUUCUGUCGAUUUUCAAAAAUUAAAUGAAAACAACAAACCGAUAUCGGGACGUUUGGUGACAGGUGGAGGUGACAACAACAUACGAAUGUGGAAAUUGAUUUCUUUAGGAGACUCAAAACAACAUUCUGUUGAGUAUCUAAGUACAUUACAUAAACAUACCCAAGCAGUAAAUGUAGUCCGAUUUAAUCCGGCAGGCAAUGUAUUGGCAUCAGCUGGUGAUGAUGGGACUCUUAUGCUUUGGAAAUUGAGUGAUACCAUUGUCAAAGAUUUUGAGAACGAUGAAGAGGAUGAUGAAUUGAAAGAAAGUUGGCAAGUUGCUGCACAACUUCGGUCAUCAACUUCGGAAAUAAUGGACCUUUGCUGGUCUCCUAGUGGUGAAUAUAUUGUUACUGGAUCGAUGGAUAAUAUAUUGAGGGUGUAUCAGUUGGAGAACUUAAAUGGAAAUGGCAAGGUUGUUGGGAAGUUGAUGCAUUCACUCAAGAAUCAUAAUCAUUAUAUCCAAGGUGUUUCGUGGGAUCCAUUGAACCAAUACAUAGCGAGUCAAUCUGCUGAUCGUUCUGUGAAUAUCUAUCGAAUCUCCCAAGAACCAGGACAAUUACUUGAUAUUAAAUUAUUUCACAAGUUUAACAAGUUUAAUUCACAAGGGAUGUAUUAUUCAGAAACAUUACAAUCAUUCUUCAGACGAUUAAGCUUUUCUCCAGAUGGUAGUUUACUUGCGACGCCCGCAGGUUUGGAAGAGUCUGCCGAAAGUGAAUCAUCCAAGAAUGUGGUAUAUGUUUAUUCAAGAGCAAGUUUAGGUACAGCACCUGUAUUUAAAUUAAGAGGAUUAAAUAAACCUGCGAUUGCCAUAUCUUUCCAUCCUGGUAGGUUUAAAUCAGUUGAGAAAAAUCUAUUGUCACACCCAUAUACUAUGAUAUUCGCAAUUGCUACACAGGAUAGUAUUGUUCUUUAUUCAACCGAAGAAUUUAAGCCUUUAGGGUUUGUUUCAAAUUUACAUUAUAGUACCAUAACUGAUUUGAAGUGGGAUAUAGACGGAUCUCGAAUAAUAGUGAGUUCAACAGAUGGAUUCUGUUCGGUUGUGUCGUUUGAAGAAGGGGUAUUUGGAGAAAUGUAUGUGGAAGAAGAAGAAGAAGAAGUGAGAGCUGCUGAGCAAAUAAUAAUACAAGAACCACAACAGACGGAAGUUGUUCUCAUACCGACAAGUCCGGCAUCGCAAGAACCGGAAAUCAUACAGGAAGUGACUAUUAUUGAAGAUGAAGGUAAACCCAAAAUAACACCUACGAUAGACUCAUUCUUUUCCAAGAACAAGAAACCAAAGAAGCGGAUUGCACCUACUUUAGUAACGCAGUAG